AAUUUUUGAAACCAAGCCCCGCCCAUGAUUCCGUCUCUUUACCACCAAAUGGUCCCUUCUCCAACUCUCUCUCAACUCUCAUCCCCUUCCAUUUAUCGAGGAGGCCGAGAGAAACCCACACACGUGCUUGCAACUCUUUUGUCAUAGAAGAUAAGCACGGAGCUGCGCUACCUUCUGCCGCUUCGCCGUGAUGCUAUCCCUUGCACCAAAGAGGAAAGCUUGGAAGACAAGAGAAUCAGAUAUCACACAAGUGUUCUGAUCGAUGGGACAUUAGUGAAGCAGCCAGAGAGAAGCAGAGAGCUUCGUGAGACCUGCUUCUCACCGAAGAAGAAAGGAGAAAUCUUCGUAUCGGUUUCCUAUCUAGCGAUUGUGCUUUGUCAGAGGAAGACGAAGGAAGCAGGUAGCAGCGCCGAAACAGGAGGUUUGGCGUUGGCUCGGCACAAGGAAGAAGAGAGCAGAAGAGGUUUCCGUUGGAAGCUUUGGUUCGUCUAUAAAAGAAGAAGAGAAGAGAUUUGGCUCCUAGAAGACGGGGAAAAAGCCAGAUAGAGUUCGGUUUUGGGCUGGUAAGGGAGAAAAAGAGGCUUUCAGAAGGGAAGAAACCAAGCCGAGGAAGAGAGAGCUUUGGGAAGAUUUAGGACUUUCGGAUUAUUUAAAAAGAGGGGGCAGAAGAAGAGAAAAGAAGAAGGAGAAGAUAAGUGAGAAGAAAAGACAGAGCAAAGAGGGGAGAGAACAUAAAGAGAAGUAGAGAAUUGAAGCUAUAUGUCAAGUUUCGUUUUCCCUUAAAAAAUCUUCAUUUCGAGGAGGAACUGGAAGUAGCAUGAAAAGCUUCAAAUGCUAUCACUUUCACGAGCAUCAAUCAAGAUCACAGUAUUGCCUGUCGUAGUUCAUCUUCAAUCCAGAAACUCAGCAACACAAUGCAAUCACCAACUGUUAUACCACUCUCUGAGUUGCCCAUUAAUUGCCAGAGAAGAUUACAGUGCCAGCUCGAAUAUGGCUCGAUCCAAUUGGCUGGUCACAAAGCUGAGCAAAGAAGGCAAGAUUGACCAGGCAAGGAAACUAUUUGAUGAAUUGCCUGACAGAGACGUAAUUACCUGGACUACGGUGAUUACUGGAUAUAUCAGAUGUGGGUUUAUCGAAGAAGCAAGAAAGCUAUUCAACAGAGUUGAUGCCAAGAAGAAUGUUGUCACGUGGACUGCAAUGGUUGGUGCAUAUUUGAGGAGAAGACGGGUAGUGGAAGCAGAGAAACUUUUUGAUGAAAUGCCAGUUAAAAAUAUGGUUUCUUGGAAUACUAUGAUUGAUGGCUAUGCUCAGAAUGGGAAGGUUGAUAAAGCUCUUCAGCUGUUUGAGCAAAUGCCUGAUAGGAACGUGGUCUCAUGGAACACAGUAGUUACUGCUUUGGCGCAAUGUGGGAGGAUAGAUGAGGCAAUGGAGCUGUUUGAUAAAAUGCCGAAAAAAGAUGUGAUUUCCUGGACGGCAACAGUUGCUGGUUUGGCCAAAAAUGGGAGGAUUGAUGAGGCUAGAAGGGUAUUUGAUAGGAUGCCUGAAAGGAACGUUGUUUCCUGGAAUGCAAUGAUAACAGGUUAUGCACAGAAUAUGAGGUCGCUAGAGGCUUUUGAGUUGUUUGAGAGAAUGCCGGAGAGGGACUUGCCUUCAUGGAAUACAAUGAUUACUGGCUUUAUUCAGAACAGAGAGUUUAAUAUGGCUUUGAAAUUGUUCAAUGAGAUGCCAGAGAAGAAUGUUAUCUCAUGGACAACAAUGAUUACUGGGUAUAUACAGGAUGGGAGAAGUGAGGAGGCAUUGAAGUUUUUCUCGAAAAUGUUUUCAGACAGCAUGGUGAAGCCUACUCAAGGAACUUUUGUGACUGUUUUGAGUGCUUGUAGUGAUCUUGCAGGUCUUGGGGAGGGACAACAGAUUCAUCAGAUAAUUAGCAAAUCAGUCCAUCAAGAUAAUGAAUUUGUGGUAUCAGCACUUAUUAACAUGUACUCAAAAUGUGGGGAGUUGGGUACUGCUAGGAAGAUGUUUGAUGAUGGAUUAGUAAGCCAAAGGGAUCUUGUGUCUUGGAAUGGUAUGAUUGCAGCCUAUGCUCACCAUGGAUAUGGACAAGAAGCAAUCAGUCUAUUCAAUGAAAUGCAGAAACUGGGAUUUAAACCCGACGAUGUCACCUAUGUUGGUUUGCUCUCUGCUUGCAGCCAUGCUGGUUUGGUGGAGGAGGGAAUGAAGUACUUUGAUGAACUUGUGAGAGACAGGUCCAUACAAGUGAGAGAGGAUCAUUAUGCAUGCUUGGUUGAUCUCUGUGGUCGGGCGGGAAGGCUAAAGGAGGCAUUUGAUUUUAUCGAGCGGCUUGGGUAUAAGCCCUCUGCUUCUGUAUGGGGUGCUCUUCUUGCUGGGUGUAAUUUUCAUGGCGAUGCAAAUAUAGGGAAACUGGCUGCGAAAGAACUUUUAGAGGUAGAACCAGGGAAUGCAGGGACAUUCUCAUUGUUAUCUAACAUUUAUGCUUCAACAGGGAAAUGGAGGGAAGCUGCUAAACUGAGACUAGAAAUGAAGGACAAGGGAUUGAAGAAGCAGCCUGGUUGCAGCUGGAUUGAAGUUGGAAAUAGGAUCCAUGUGUUUGUAGUUGGUGAUAAAUCUCAUUCCCAAUGUAGACUUAUUUAUUCUAUUCUCCAUGAUCUUCAUGCAACAAUGAAGAAGAUUAAGCAUGUACCAGAAAUUGAUUUUGGAGCAGACAGUGAUUUCUUGUUGACUUGCAUAUUUCGUGAUUUUCUAUCACUGCCAAAAGUUGAUUAACAGAAAAUGCACAAGUGGAAAGCUAAGUGAAUCCCUUUUGUCCAUUUCAGGCUUUUCAGCUACAGAUCUCUUUAUAUCCCUGUUUCUUCUCCCCUUGAUGUUAUUAAAUUGUUUCCACUGAUUUUUGUAACAGCAAAUUAGUAUAUUCCUGACGCCAAUUUUCAAUUUAAGGACGGGAGAAUAAGCUUAUACAUUAUAUUUUGGAAACUCAGCAUCUUUGUAAAUGAAUGGGAAGGGGCAAAAGGCCAAUUUUGAUU
Molecule: messenger RNA, 3041 nt
Organism: Carica papaya (papaya)
Lineage: Eukaryota; Viridiplantae; Streptophyta; Magnoliopsida; Brassicales; Caricaceae
Product: Pentatricopeptide repeat (PPR) superfamily protein
Biological process (GO): RNA modification
Molecular function (GO): protein binding; RNA binding
Source: RefSeq, a predicted model, not a curated record